CUCGUUCUUCCAGGCCCCUUAGUGAAUGUGAGUACAACCCAAGGUCCUCAUCAGAAGCUCAGCCUCUUAUACUCGACUCAUCAAGUGUACAUGGACUGCUCCAUUCUACUCCUAUUCAUGUUCUCACACCAGUCUCCAAUGCAGUCAUUAGUUUAUCUGACUCGACCAGUCCUCUAUCAGUCCAGCCUGCUCCACAAGUGAGUGCUUAUACUACUACUAGUAUGCUCGCUCAACCUCAGCCUACGUAUAUUACAAUGCUCCCCCCUCCUCCUCCUGAAAUCAUCAACCCAGCGUCACAGUCGGCUCCUAGACCAGCUGUAAGUGCUGUGACUUCACAUGCUCCGCCACUGUCAGUAGAACAGAGUAUGGGCCGAUUUCGCCAGCCACAGAUGGUCUAUAACCAAGCCCAGAUCCGACAUGUGCCUCCACCUGUUAAUCCUUUACAACCAGUGCUAUCAGUUGCCAACACGCAGUCCUAUCCUUACCCUAAUGUUCCAUCUUUGGCACGACCGGGCACAGCGCCUUUAGAUUACAGGGCAGCGCCAGGCACAGACCUCAUGGAGCUCCUAGUUGCUACAUCUUAUGGCCUUCCUAGACCUACUCUACCUCACUUCACCUCAGGUAAAGAGUCAGACUUUGCCCUGCUCAAGAUGGCUUUGGAUAAUCUGCUCAAUACACAUGCUCACCUUACAGAGCAGUUCAAAUAUCAAGUCCUCCUCGACCAUUUGAAACUGCCAAGCGCCCAUAAGCUAGCCCAAGCCUACAUGCACGAUCCAAAGCCAUACACCUCAGCUCUCCAGGCUCUCCAAGAUAAAUAUGGGCAACCGCGUCAGCUUGUGCAGAGUGAGCUUGGUACUAUCUUAAACUCACCUCCUGUACGAUCUGGAGAUCCAGAGGCGUUUGAUAACUUUGCUCUAUCAGUACAAGGUCUUGUUGGCAUGCUCCGCUCCCUUGAGGGUGAAAAUGGCUAUGAACUCCGAUGCGGCUCCCAUGUCGACAGGCUGCUCAGCAAAUUGCCUACUAACUAUCGAGAUGGGUUUGUGGAGUACAGCAUAAACCGCGGCAUCCUGAGGACUGGCACUGAUCAGACCUAUACACUUGAAGACUUCUCUGUUUGGCUUCAGUUAAAGUCACAAGCCAAGCGCAUUUCAUCUCGAGCAGCUCUGAUGUUCCAAGACCAGCCUAAGCCAGUUAAGGGCCAAAGGAAAUCCCAGGGUCCUUCAUCCAACGUGUUUUACAACACUGAGAGCCGAGCAAAGGUAGCCCUUCCAGAUCCUGUUCGUAGCCCAAAGUCACCUAAAAGUAAACCCAGUAUGAAGCCUUACUGCCCGUACUGCGAUGCCCGUGAGCAUUACCUCAGUUUAUGCCCCAAAUUCAAAACGCUCACUCCAUCAGAGAUUUCUACCUGGAUUAAGGACAGAGGCUGUUGGAGGUGUGGCAGAAACCACAAACCUGAGGCAUGUACUCUGAAAAAGCCUUGCCAAGUGUGCAAACAGCAACACCUGACCGUGCUCCACGAAGUAUGUUCCCAAGAGGCUAAGAAAGUGUUAAUGGUCAGUGCUGCUCCCAACACUAUAUACGUUGACCGUCCUAGUCGUCCGAAUAAAGUCAUGUUGAAGCUAGUCCAGGUGCGCCUGUACAAUGCCGAGCACUCUCUGGAAGGGUUUGCUAUCCUGGACGACGGAUCAGAGAGAACCCUCAUCCUUCCCUCAGCAGUCCAGCAUCUCCACUUACACAAAGAACCUGAGAGUUUGCCUUUGCGUACUGUCCGCCAUGAGGUGAUCCAUCUACAAGGAGCUGCUGUCUCAUUUGACAUCUCCCCGGCUCAUUCUCCCAAAGAAAGGUACAACAUCUUUCAUGCCUUCACUGCCGGUGAGCUGAGCCUGUCUGAGCAUAGCUAUCCUGUCAAGUUGCUCAUGCGUAAAUACUCCCACCUGCAAGGUCUUCCUCUGCCGAACGUUGACAAGGUCCAACCUCUCCUGCUGAUAGGCUCUGACUUCCCACAUCUGCUGCUUCCCAAACAACCGAUCCGAGCAGGUCCUCCUGGGAGCCCUGUGGCUGUGCGUACUGCUCUUGGUUGGACAUUGCAAGGCCCCGCUAACUUCAACCUCACUGGUGAGCAUUCACACUGUUACUUCACCAUGUCUCCUAAUUCAGAGCUGCAGCGGCACGUUGAACGACUGUGGGAAGUUGACAUAAACCCGUAUGCCAACGCCAAGACUGUGAUUCGCUCCAAAGAAGAUCAGCAGGCCCUAGAACUGCUAGAACAGGGCACUGUCAAGGUAGAUGUGGAUGGAGUACCAAGGUAUGCCACUCCACUGCUGAGGCGCAAAGCUAGACCUAAACUCUGGGCUCCAAAGCAUACAUUGCUCCCACAGCUACGGAGCAUAGAACGUCGUCUAGCCAAAGACACUGCUUUAGCUAACACCUACUGUCAAGAAAUCCAGAAGCUUGAACAGUUGGGUUAUGCCAAACCUCUACCUCCUGACACAGUAGACAGCUCCACAGAGUCCUGGUAUCUGCCACACCACGUUGUUCACCAUAAUGGUAAGGCGAGGAUUGUCUACAACUGUUCCUACCAGCACAACGGCCAGAGUCUCAAUAGUCAACUGUUGCCCGGUCCGACCUUAGGUCCUACUCUCCUCGGUGUACUUCUCCGGUUCCGAGAACACAGUGUGGCGAUCAGUGGUGACAUCAAAUCGAUGUUUCAUCAAGUUCGACUGUUACCAGAAGAUAAGCCCCUUCUCCGUUUUCUCUGGAGAGGUAUGAAGAGGGAGGAGGAACCAACAGUAUAUGAGUGGCAGGUUUUGCCAUUCGGGACGACAUGCAGCCCCUGCUGUGCCAUAUACGCCCUUCAGCGGCAUGUGAAGGAUAACAGCAGCGGUUAUGAGGACAUCUUACACCUUGUGGAGACUGCCUUCUACGUCGACAACUGUUUGACCAGUGUCACUAAUGCUGAUGAAGCCAAGAACAUUGUUGACCGGAUGCGUAAACUGCUCUCAGCUGGAGGCUUUGACAUCAGGCAGUGGGCCAGUAACAUUCCCACAGUUGUUGAGCAUCUUCCCUUGGAAGCGAGAGCGGCAAGCACUGAGUUGUGGCUGUCUCAACCUCGACAGGAUCCUGAAGAGCCAGCUUUAGGCCUUCGAUGGAACUGCCUUACCGAUUGUCUUGGGUACCGCCACAGACCAGUAGAGUAUUCACAGUCAACUCUGAGAAAUGUCUAUAAGGUGCUGGCAACACAAUAUGAUCCCAUAGGAUACUUGAUUCCAUUCACUACCCGAGCGAAGAUCCUGAUUCAAGACCUGUGGAGAGUGGGGGUUGGUUGGGAUGAACUGAUUAGACCAGAGGCUCUGCUGGAUAUCUGGAGACAAUGGGAAAGUGAACUAGUCCAUCUUCCACAAGUGGAGAUUCCCAGAUGCUAUGUCCCAUCAGUAGCAAGCACUGGUUCACUCAGACGUGAGGCACACAUCUUCUGCGAUGCCUCUGAAAGGGCCUACGGGGCAGUCGCUUACCUUCGCACCCAAGACAAUCAAGGUGAAGUGCAUGUUGCCUUUGUGAUGGCUCGGUCACGAGUCAGCCCUCGUAAACAACUGUCUAUACCACGUCUUGAGCUGUGUGCUGCUUUAGCAGGAGCCCAGAUGGCUAAAGUCAUUGUGACAGAACUGUCAAUCCCUUCACAACAAGUCAAUCUCUGGACUGACUCGAUGACAGUUUUGACGUGGCUCAAUUCCGACUCGUGUCGCUACAAGGUCUUUGUCGGCACUAGGGUCGCGGAAAUUCAAGAACACACUGAAAGCUCGACCUGGCGGUACAUUAACACAACUGACAAUCCAGCAGACGACCUUACUCGUGGUAAACCCUUGCUCGAGCUUAGCCAGCCGAACCGGUGGAGCCAAGGUCCACCAUUUCUCCGACGACAUCCAGACUCCUGGCCAGUGCUUCAGUUAAUAGAAGCCCAAGAAGCUGACGAAGAUGAACUUCGGAAGACAUUGUUCUGUGGAGUCACCACCUGCUCUCCAAACACGACCCUUAUGUCUGAUAUAGACAAUUGGGACAGUCUUAUCAAGGCUACCCAUGAGAGCCUUCACGGGGCGGCUGAUGGCCAGAAUAGUCCUACCAUGACAGCAGCUGAUGUCCAAACAGUAGAACUACAUGUCAUCAGACAAUCUCAGAGUGAGUCCUUCCCUGAAGAGGUGAAAGCUCUGGCUGCUGGUAAGCCCAUCUCGAGACUGAGUCGCCUGUUAAUGCUUGCUCCCGAGUAUGAUGAAUCUGUUGGCCUAGUGAGAGUGGGAGGUAGACUACGCAGGGCAGAAGAUCUUGACCCAGAUGCGAUACAUCCUAUCAUCCUUGAUCCCAAAUCUCAUGUUACACAGCUGCUCAUUAAGAAAUAUGACCGUGAACUGCUACAUCCUGGUCCCGAGCGGGUCUUUGCCGAGAUGAGGAGAAGAUAUUGGAUCCUCAGAGGAAGAGAGUCUAUUAAGCGUCAUCAACACGGCUGUGUUGAAUGUCAGAGAUGGCGCGCUACUCCAGUGGUACCUCAGAUGGCAGACCUACCCCCUGCCAGGCUUCGCUUAUACAAGCCACCUUUCUGGUCUACUGGGGUCGAUUGUUUCGGUCCCUACAACGUCAAGAUUGGCCGGCGGACCGAGAAGCGGUGGGGUCUGAUUUUCAAGUGCAUGACGACGAGUUGUGUACAUCUUGACCUACUGGAGAACAUAGACACUGAUGCUUUCUUGAUGGCUCUCCGCCGGUUCAUCGCCCGUCGAGGUAAGCCAUUUGAGAUCCUGUCAGACAGAGGAACCAAUUUCAGAGGUGGAGCCGCGGAGCUGCAAGCUAGCUUCACCGCUUUAGAAGGUCCUCUCCAAGAGCAGUUGGCCAAGCAGCAGAUCGAGUUCCGUUUCAAUCCCCCUGGGUCUCCGCACUUUGGAGGAACGUGGGAACGAGAGAUCAAGUCGAUUAAGUCAGCUCUCCAAGUCAUCCUUCAGGACCACACCGUUGCCGAACCUGUGCUGCAAACUGUACUAAUUGAAGUGGAGGGAAUGCUCAACGCUAAACCGCUUGGGUAUAUCUCAUCCGAUGCUGCAGACCCGGAUCCUGUUACACCAAAUCUGCUAUUGAUGGGACGCCGUGAUGCAUCACUCCCACAGGCUGUCUAUGCAUCUAGCGACCUUCUUGGCAGAAGAAGAUGGCGCCACAGCCAGAUCCUGGCAGACCAUUUCUGGUCCAACUUCAUCCGUCGCCAUCUCCCGGAUCUUCAGAAGCGGUCGAAGUGGCACAAGGACACAGAUAAUCUGACUGCUGGCCAGGUGGUAAUGGUGGUAGAUUCGCAGCUACCCAGAGCCCAGUGGCCCAUCGGGAGAGUGGUGAAUACCCGUUCCGGCCUGGAUGGACGAGUCAGGGCGGCUGAAGUCAAGAUCAAGGGACAGACUUACCUACGGCCAGUUGUGCGCCUUGUGCGAUUGCCAGCCUGGGAGGAUGAAGACGACUCCAACUAAGUAGACUUUCUUUGGGGAUUCAAAUUUAUUGCUAAAUUUGGGGGCGGCUAUGUCCGAAAGUCUUUUAUUUUGAAACUGUAGUGAUAUAAUUUCCGUUCUGUGUGCGUCAUUUCCUUAUUACCGACACUGCAUUCUGUGAGAUGGUAUCCCUCGUGUGCGUAAUAUAAGCGAAAACCACACACACACACAGAAAUGCAUAUAUUACUGUUUGUACAACGAUGUCUAUACUCAAACUUCAAUAAUUAAAAAGUUUGCUGGAAUAAUUUCUCCGUGCCCUUCUCCUUGACCGGAGCUCUGUCAAAAGAAACUGUCAGACCAGUAUUAUCCCUUCAGAGCAUUGCACUC
Pimephales promelas (fathead minnow) is the source of this 5840-nucleotide messenger RNA. NCBI's taxonomy places the organism in Eukaryota, Metazoa, Chordata, Actinopteri, Cypriniformes, Leuciscidae. The record is from RefSeq and is a predicted model, not a curated record.